Aedes albopictus (Asian tiger mosquito) is the source of this 29114-nucleotide messenger RNA. RefSeq lists its product as uncharacterized. NCBI's taxonomy places the organism in Eukaryota, Metazoa, Arthropoda, Insecta, Diptera, Culicidae. Bases 5666 to 6571 code for a protein of 301 amino acids. The transcript has 2 exons. The record is from RefSeq and is a predicted model, not a curated record.
AGCAUGCGCAACAGUUUUGGAUUGUCUCUUAUCGUGUUUUCCGAGCUCAGCCGAAUCGAAUUAUUUUUGUGUGUAGAGCGCGGAUCGUUUAACGACCAAUCAGAGGAGAACACGUCGCUUUUCAAAUCCCCUCUGUCAGCUCGUGGCUUGAGUUGCUUGUGCGAACAUUCAGUGCGUAGUCAGAGGUAAAUAAGUGAACAAGUAAAUCCAAUCCACCCCGUGUCGCAGUAGAACACCGUGUGUAUGCUUUGGAGAUUGAAGAAUUCUUCAUCAACUGUGGGAUGUGAUGAAACUCUCAACAUCUGGUAAUGUUGCGUAAGUGAGGCCUAUUUUGGUGUGAGUCAGCGACGAAAAGAGUGUAAUUGAAGAAAAUCAUACGCGUCACAUAAAUCGUUAGAAAAUGAAUCCACCGAAAAGUGCUAGGCUUCGCUUGCAGAAUCUUCACGUCGACUACGGAUAACGCGUUCCCUUGGCAUUAGAUGUCGCAACAUCUGGCAAUCAUCGGAGACAGCUGAUUUGGUGACACCACGCGCAGGCCACAUCAUCAAAAAGAAAAGAACAUGGAAGCUGUAACUCCAGAAGGAAACGCUCAACGGAAGACAGUGCAAGUAUUGGUUUCUCGCUAGGGGAAAGACAGAUAUAGCAAGAGUUAUUCUGUUUCCAGAGUGUUGCUCAGAAUUUCUCUGGAUCGCACAGCUUUUCUCGAAGUGUUGUCUGAUGCCAUGGAAAAAAUGAGCAGUGUUGCCCGAUUUCUCGCUAAUAGAGACGUUUCUGAAGGGAACCUCACACCAGUGUCUUGCCCCUAGGUUCGUCGCAGAAAGAUCGAGCCGUUACGCUAGGCCUGUAGUUUUUGAUCGUUAAUUACCGAUCCUCGGAUUGCGUAGAAUAAGGUUUUUGAGGCAUAGUGUAGUUUCAGUGUAGUUCUUAAUUGGAGCGCCUUACAUCAGCUAAAACGUCCACAGGGUGAUUCAACAUAUUUGCAGUUUUUGAAAGGGUCCUGAUUCACUAAACGAAGAAAUUGUAAACGCUACGCUGGGGAAAAAGUUCGAAACAACUACGAUUUGAUAAGUUUACCGCCGUCGUGUUCGCACUGUAACGUGUAAAGCGUGAUAAGAAUUCUGCAAGAGAUUGCUCUCCAAUACACAUCAGAAACGUUUUAAUUGGCCGUAAGCUAGCAUCGAACAAUGGAAUACCACAAGCAACAGUGCUAGGCUAGUAUGUAUUGGACAAUCCUAACGCACAUCAGGAAGGCAACCAACUGUGACGUGCCACUUCAGUUUUAGUACAUACAAACAGACGUAACUCUUAGAGGAAAUUCAUCAAAAACAUUUUGCCGGUGCCUUUUUCAAGAGCACACUGCCACCUGUUGGUAGAUCCGCGCGAGACACUGACGGCCAUGAUGGAUUUCGAUUUGACGGUUGUCUAACACGCAUGUUAGCAUCAUUAAGCAACGUGUACACUGGCAAACGUCAAAGCGAUCGAACGCUAGCGCCUCUGGUGGGAGGAUCGCGGAAAUCAAAUGAAAUUCGAAUUGAUCGUUAAAUGCAUGUGUCGAGCCAUUGCGAAGAGUGUUACGUCUGUUUGUCUGAGGAUUUAGUCUUGAUUCUUAGUACUUAGUUCUUAGAAUAAGCUUUGACGGUGGUGGUCAUAGGUAUUAUUUAUCGGCAGCUCUUCAAUUCAGCCUAGUGGUUACGCAUUGGAUCGCCAACUCGGAGACGUCGGUUUGAAAUUUUGAGCUAGUCGGGAAUCGUUUCCGGCACAUAAGCACAGAGACUUAAGGCUGGACCACAAUAGCGCGCCGAGGAGCGUCGCGUCACGUCGCGUUUAGCGCUUCAAUGUACUAAAAUGCCCAAAACUGUUCUAAAUCGACCGCGUCUAGUGCUUCGGAUGAGUUGUUUUUGUAAAUAUUUCAAAUCUACACGUCGGAUUGAUUAGUCGUCAAUUCUACCUUUUUUUUUUAUCUGUAUUACCGAGAUUUUUAACCCUAGGUUAGUUCAUCUCAGGACCCACGCUUUACUUCCCUUCCGAAGGAAGAACUCACAUUUUGCGAGUUGGUCGGGAGUGGGAUUCGAUCCCAGGUCCUCGGCGUGAUAGUCAAGUGUUCUAACCAUCACACCAGGUCCGCUCCACAUCGAUUCUACCGUCGGAGAUUAUUUCGAAGUAGAAAAUGAUGGAGUUUAAAAUAGAAUUUGAUGGGUUUUAGAGGAAACGAUGCACGAGACAUGUGAAGACAUUUUGACUACCGUUGGCAUGGGUUCCGAGAGAAAAAAAACGACGACUGGUUUACGUAUGUGAGGCAGGCCUUGGGGGCACAACUUCUCGAAAUUGUGCUUGAGAAUAUUUGUAGAUUUCUUGGACACAUUGACGUCACAGUAGGUUUUUCCAUAAUUUUGACCAUUUCCAAUGGAUUACUGAAAACUGCCAGAGAAGUGGAAAGCUCUUUCUGAUAAAUAGUUUAGCUGGAAAACAUUCAUCGAUUUGUAUUAAUCCAAAGCAUCAAAAACAACUAUACAGUAAAUAGGCAUUUCCAAGCUUUUUGUAUCUUAUUACCAUUUUGAUAGGCGAGGCCUUAUUGUUUGAAAGGUUCUUCCGGGAUUUCACUCAGCAAAUCUUCCAUGGAUUUUUCUAAAAAUUCUUUCAAUGAUAUAUGCAGAAAUGCUUUCAAGAAUUUGUCCGUAGUUUCUUCCGAGGAUUUCUGCAGAGGUCCUUUUAAUGAUUUAUCGUGAUUUUAGUUUCAACGAGUUCUUUUGAAAUUUAUGAUAAAUUCAGAACACUUCCCAUGUAGCAUUUUAUAGUCAAAUAGACUAGAAGAGGUUCUUAAAACCAUCAUUAAACCAAAAUAAAAGGUUCAAGGUUCUAUGACGGUUCUGAAAACCUCUACAAGGCUUAUUAGCAAUCAAUAUGUUAUUAGGCUUCUUAUGAGGAUUUGUUCGGCAAUUCUUUCAAAAAACACUUUAAGAUUGCCUUCGAAGGUAUUUUGAAGAAAUUCUUUUCUCCAAGAUAUUUUUUCAAGGACUCCACAGGCAAUUCAUGAAGGAUUUUUGGAAGUUCCCCUUGAGAGAUUUCAAUAUUUUCCGGAUUUUUUUGAACUAAUUCCUAUGGGAUUUUUGGUAUGUGUUUCCGUAGACGAAGGAUGACUCAAAAUAAUUUUAACAAGGUUUCCAAGCAUUCCUCCAAGAAUUUCUUCAAUUAUUCCUCCAAGCAUUCCUCCAGAAAUUCCUCCACAGAUUUCUCCAGGAAUUCUUCCCAGGAUUCCUCCGCAAAUUCUUCCAAAGAUUCCUUCUUGAAUUCCUCCAAGGAUUCAUUCAAGAAUCAGUACAAGGACUCCUGCAAGAGUUCUUCCCACGAUUCCUCCAGGAGUUCUUCCCACACGAUUCCUCCAGGAAUUCUUCCACGAAUUCCUCCGGAAAUUCCAUGACGGAUUCCUCAAGGAAUUUAUCCAAGGGUUUCUUCAGGACUUUCUCAAUGUAUUACUCAAGGCAUUCCUCAAAGGAUUCCUCCAGGAGUUUUUUCAAGGAUCCCUCCUGGAAUUUCUCCAGGAAUUCUUCCAGGAAUCUCUGAAAGGAUUCCUCCAGGAAUUCUUCCAUAGAUUUCUCUAGGAAUUCUUGAAAGGACUUUGUCAAGGUAUUCCUCCAGGAAUCCCCCUAAUCAUUCCUUCAGAACUUCCAUAGAAUCUUCUAGGAAUUCUUGCAAGGGUUGCUUCAAAAAUAGUUCCAUGAUUUCAGAAUUGAUUUCAAAGAUUCCUCCGGGAAUUCUUCCCAGGAUUCCUCCAGGAAUUCAUCCAAGCAUUUCUCCAAGACUUUUUAAAGGUAUUCCUCCGGGAAUUCUUCCCAUGAUUCCUCCGCAAAUUCUUCCAAAGAUUGUUCUGGAAUUCCUGCAAGGAUCCAUCCAAGAAUUAGUGCAAGGACUCCUCAAUGGAUUCUUCCCAGGAUUCCUCAUGAAAUGUAUGCAUGGAUCCUUCCAGGAAUUUCUCUAGAUAUUCCUCCAGGAAUCUCUCCAAGGAUUCCUCCAGGAAUCUCUCCAAGGAUUCCUCCAGGAUUUUUUCCAAGGAUUCCUCGAGGAAGUCCACCAAGGAUUCAUCCAGGAGUUUCUCCAGGAUUGCAUCCAGGAAUACCUCCAUGGAUUAUUCCAGGAGUUUUUCCAAAGCACUCCUCCAGGAAUUCUUCCAAGGAUUCUUCUUGGCAUUGCUCCUGGAAUCUCUCAAGCCAUUCUUUCGGGGAUACCUCCAGGAAUUUCUCCAUAAAUUCAUCUUAGAACUCCUGCAUGGAUUCCUUCUGGAAUUCCUCCAAUAGUCCCUUCAGGAAUUCCUCCAUGGAUUCUUCCAGAAAUUCUUCCAAAGAUUUCUCCAGAAAUUCUUCCAAAGGUUUCUUCAGAAUUUCCUUCAAAGAUUCCUCCAAGAAUUCCUCCAGGAAUUCCUCCACGGAUUUCUCCAGGAAUUCUUCCAAGAAUGCAUUCUGAUAUUUCUUCUCAGGAUUCCUCCAGGAAUUCUUCCCAGAAAUCCUACAGGAAUUCUUACCAAGACUCCUUCAGGACUUUCUUAAAGUAUUUCACCAGGAAUAUCUCAGAUUCCUUCAGGAGUUUUUCCAAGGAUCCCUCCAGGAAUUUCUCCAGGUGUUCCUCGAGAAAUCCCUCCUGAAAUUCUUCCAUUCAUUUCUUCAGAAAUCCCUCCAAGGAUUGCUCCAGGAAUUUUCCCAUGGAUUCCUCUAGGAAUUCUUGCAAGGAUUCCUCCAGGAUUUUUUUCAAGGAUUCCUCCAGGACUUUCUCAAGGUAUUUCUCCAGGAGUCCCCCCAAGGAUUCCUUCAGAUCUUCCUUAGAAUCUUCUAAAUAUUCUUGCAACGAUUACUAAAAAACUAGUUCCAAGAAUCCAGUGCUGAUUCCUAGGGUUUCUCUUGGAAUCCUUCUCAGGAUUCCUAAAGAAAAUCUUACCAGGAUUCCUCCAGGAGUUCAUGCAAGGAUUCCUCCAGGAAAUUUUUCAGGUAUUUGUCCAGGAUCCCUUCUGGAAUUCCUCCAAGGAUUUCUUUUUAUACUCCUCCAGGAAUUUCUCCAAGGAUUUCUUCAUAUACAAUUUCUGGGACUUAUCCAGGAAUUCCUCCAAAGAUUCUACCAUGACUUCUUAAAAAAAAAUCCUUCUGGAAUUCCUCCAAGGAAUCUUCCAGGUAUUCCUCCAAGGAUUCCUCCUGGUAUUCCUCCAAGGAUUUCUCCAGCAAUGCCUCGAAGAAUUUCUUCAAGGAUUCAUCCAAGAAUUCAUGCAAGGACUCCUCCUGGAUUUCUUCCCAGUUUUCUACGAAGAAUUGUACCAAGAAUUCAUCCAGGAAUUUUUCUCAAAGAAUUCCUCUAGGAAUCCCUUCAAGUAUUCUUCCAGGAAUUCGUCCAAGAAUUCUUCCUGGCAUUUCUCCAAGGAUUUUUCUUUGCCCUUCUCCAGGAACUUCUCCAAGGAUUCCUCCAAGAAUUCGCCCCAGGAUUCACCCAGGAAUUCUUUCCAGGAUUUCUCAAGGAUUUUUUUUCAGGAUUCCUCCAGGAAUUUCUCCAGGUAUACCUCUAAGAAGUUCACUAGAUAUUCUUCCAGGAAUCUCUCCAUGGAUCCCUCCAGGAGUUUUUCCAAAGAGUUCCUCCAGGCAUUUUUCUUGUGACUCAUCCAGGAUAUUUUCUAGCUAUUCUUCCAGGAAUGCCUUCAAGAAAUCCUCCAGAAAUUCUUCCAAGGAUGCUUCCUGGCAUUACUCCUACAAUUUCUUCUGGCAUUCCUCCAAAGAUUCCUCUAAGAACUCUUGGAUGGAUUUCUUCAGGAAUUCUUCCAAAUAUUCCUCCAGAAAGUUCUCCAGGUAUUCCCCCGGGAAUUCCUCCAAGGAUUCCUUCUGAAAUUUUUCCAAGGAUGCCUCCCGGAAUUCUUUCGAAAAUUCUUCCAAAUAUUCUUACAAGGAUACUUCCUGGAAUUCCUCCAAAGAUUCUUCCAGGUAUUCCUCCAAGACAGGCCCGUGCACAGAAGUGGCGCCAAGGGAGGGGUUUUCCCCAAUUUUGGCAAAAGGCGGUGGAGCGCCUAGUGUAUGGAGCGUCGGUAAUGGGGGGGGGGGUAACAACCAGCCCCCCCUCCCCCUUGUGCACGGGACAUGCUCCAAAGAUUCCUCCAGGAAUACCUCGAAGAAUUCCUUCAAGGAUUCAUCCAAGAAUUCAUGCAAGGAUUUCCUCCCAGUUUUUCUUCGAGGAAUUUUUCCAGGAAUUUUUCCAGGUAUUCUUUCAGAAAUUUCUCCAGGAAUUCUUCCAGGAAUCCCUUCAAGGAUUCUUCCACGAGUUCGUCCAGAAUUAUUCCUGGCAUUUCUCCAAGAAUUUUUCUAUGCACUGCUCCAGGAACUUCUCCAAGGAUUCCUCCAAGAAUUCGUCCCAGGAUUCAUCCAGGAACUUCUCCAAGGAUUUCUCCAGGAAUUUUUCCCAGGAUUCCUUCGGGAGUUUCCCCAGGUAUUCCUUUAAGAAUUUCACCAGAUAUUCCUCCAGGAAUCCCUCCAUGGAUUCCUUCAGGAGUUUUUCCAAAGAAUUUCUUCAGGCAUUUUUCCAAGGACUCAUCCAGUAUUUUUUCUAGCUCUUCUUCCUGGAAUGCCUUCAAGAAAUCCUAGAGGAAUUCUUCCAGGCAUUACUCCAACGAUUUCUUCAGGAAUUCCUCCAAAUAUUCCUCCAGGAAUUUCUCCAGGUAUUCCCUUGGGAAUUCCUCCAAGGAUUCCUUCAGGAAUUUUUCCAAGGAUUCCUCCAGGAAUUCUUCCGAAAAUUCUUCCAAAAAUUCUUACAAGGAUACUUCCUGGAAUUCCUCCAAAGAUUCUUCCAGGCAUUUUUUCAUGAAUUCCAUCAGGAAUUCUUCCAAGAAUUCCUCCAAGGAAGCUAUGAAAAAAUGACUGUCUACAGGGACAUCACCAGAAAUUCCCUUGAGAUUCUUCCAGGAUUUACCAUUUUUUUCGGAAUUUUUAUAGAAAAAAGGGUUUUCUAGAAUGAUUUCAGUGGAAUUCCUUCGAAGAUUCCUCCAAGUGUCGCUUUAGAAUCCAUUCUUGUCCAAUGACCAUGUAUGUCUUUACGCUUUCUCCAAAGAUUUCUUCAGGAAUUCCUCAUUUCAUUCCUUGAAACUAGUCCACGGGUUUGGGGGCCUCUAUUGCCAUGACCCCGGUCGGUCCAGUAACUUUUCCUAAUCGGUAUUUUCGUAUCUCUCACACGAUAUAGCUGAGAAAUAGGCUAUAUCUAAGUGGGGGCGUUACAUCAAGAUGAAGUAGUCCACAGCUUUCUUCAGAAAUUCAGGGAUUCAUUAGGAAAUGUCUUCAAGGUUACUAUAGAAGUUUGUGCAUGUAUUCCUUCAUGUUUUUUUUUCUUCAAACAUUUGUGAAAGAAUUCCUCCAGAAAUACUCCAAAUGUGUCUUUAAAAGAUGCAAUUCAAAGAGAUUUUUUUACGGUGAUUCGGACAUUCUUUCACAAAUUCUUUCAGAUGUUCUUAAGAAAUUCUGAAAUCAUUUCACUAUCUCUUUUAGAAAUUAUUGUUGGAAUUUCUCCAGAGGUUCCUUCAUACAUUCAGGGAUGCUCCCAGCCAUUAAUUUAGAAAUUCCUCAGAAAAAAAUCUCAAGAAAUUCUCCUGGAAGUUCCUCCAAAGAUUGCUUAGAAUACAUUCGAAUACAUUCGGGCCUUUCUUCAGGGAUUCUUUCAGAUUUUUUUCAGUAGGAGAUUCUUUAAAUAUAAUCGCGGCAUUUCUUCCGAAACAAUUCUAAAAUUAAUUUAUUGACAUUUAACAAGCAUGCAGAGAGUUCUCCAUAGAUGGAACUCAGGUAUUACUUCAAAGAUUCCAUCAAAAAUACAUUUUUUCCGAAAUUUGUUCUGUUAUUUUCUAAAGGAUUCUUCCAUGUUUUUUUGCAAGAAUUCCCUUUCAAAUUGCUUCAGUUCUUUAGUGAUUAUUGUGUACUAAUGCCUUCAGAAGUUGCAUAAGAAAUUCUUCUGAGAAUUUCUCCAGAGGUAUAUCUAAAGGUCUUCCGAGACUUCCAUAAAAAAAAGAAAAAAGAGUUCCACUAUUACUUAGACAAGUUAAUUUGUCUAUAAAUUCAGCAGGCACUUCUGUAGAUAUUUUUCAAUAGAUUCAUUCAGAAAUUCCUCUACGGAUUUCCAUCGCAACUCCUCCAAAAAUUUUCGAGCAAAUAUUCCAUGGAAUUACUUCUAGAGUUCCUCCAGAAACUUCGCAUGAUUUCUUUAAAUAAAAAAGUGAGGAAGUAGCUUAACGAUUUUCUUUAGGUCCAGGAAUUCCUCCAAAGAUAACCUUAUAAAUUGCCUUAUUUUCAAUAAUUUCUUCUAGGAAUCUCCGAAGGUAACACCAAAAGAUAUUCCUUCAGACAAUCCUCCAGAGAUUUCGUUGAAAUUUUUAUAAGGAAUUCUUUAAAGAAUUCUUCCAGUUUUUUUCUUUAAUUUCCAGGAAAACUUUUGAAAAAAUCUCUGGAGGAUUAUUUGAAACAAUUCCUAUAGAAAUCUAUGAAAGAAUAUUCCUAAAAGAUUUGCAUAAGAUAUUUCUAAAAAGGAUUCUUGUAGAAUUCCUAAAAAAGAAUUCUUGCAGGAAUUCCUAAGGGAAUUUCUAAAGGAAUUAUAAGAAAAGCUCUUGGAAGAAUUGGAUUGGAUUUUUAAAGAAAACUUUAAGAGAAAUUUCUGAAAAAAAAAUCUGAAGAAAUCUCAAACAUUCUGCAAACGUCUCUGGGUUGUAUUUUUGAAGGAAUUUCAGAAAGAAUCCAAAAGGAUAUUUCUGAAGGAAUCCCUGAAGAAGUUUCCGAAGAAAUUUCCAGUAGAAUCCACGUAAACAUUUAAGACAUGUCCUUGUAUGAAUAUCUAGAGGAAUAAGUGAAUAACUCACAGGAAAAUUCUUGGAAGAAUCCCAUAAGGAAUUUCUGAAAAACUUCCUGAAUUGCAGGAUGGAGAAACUGUCUGAAAAACCCUUAGUGGAAUUCUUAAAAAAGUAUAUUAAGGAUUGUUUAGGAAAAUUAUUGGAAAUUCUUUGAAGAAUGCCUGAAGAAAUUCUCAGAACUAUGGUUAUAAACAGAAAUUUAAGAAUUCUUCCAGUUUUUUGUGCAAUUUCCAGGAAAACUUCUAAAAAAAAUCUCUGAAGAAAUAUUUAACACUUUAGGAAUUCUCGUAAAAAUGACCGCAGAAAUUUCUUAAGGAAUUUAUGGAGAAAUUAUUUCCAAAAUAAUCUCUGUAGGAUUUUUUAAGAAAUUUUAAGAGAAGUUUCUGAAAAAUUCCAUGGAAGCUCUUGAGAAAUUCCUGAAGAAAUUCCUAAAAUUCUGAGAAUCUGAGCAGACAUUUCUGAAAGAAUCCCUGAAGGAAUUUCUGAAGAAAUUUUCAGUAGAACCCAUGUAACAAUCUUAAAGAUAUCCUUGUACGAAUCUCUAGAGGAAAUUUUUGAAGGAAUCCCAUAAGGAAUUUCUGAAAAACUUCCUGAGGAACUCCUUGAGAAACCCUUGGUGGGAUUCCCAGUAAAGUAUAUUGAGGAAUUUCCAAUCCAAGAAAGAUGUCCUAAAAGAACUUUCCCAAAGAAGCCGUGAAAGACUUCUGGAGUAGAAUUCCUGGAGGGUUUUCUGAAAACCGAAACGUAUCCAUGGAGCGAUUCUUGAAGAAAGUUUUUUGAAAGAGUUCGUGAAUUAACUUCUGUGGUAUUUUUUUUUGAUAAAUUUUAAAGGAACCUAUAAUUUGCUGAAGGAAUCCCUGGAUAACUUGCUCCGAAGGAAUUGCAGCCAAAGUUUCCUUUAGAGAUAAUUUCUUCCGAAAGACUAUCUAGACGACUGGAAAAUCUUCUAUGGAUAGUUUCCGUAAUUGCAAGGGAUAGCUUCAGAAGUCUUGCAGAAAACCUCUCAGGGAUUUUUAAAUUUUUUUUUCAGAAAAUCUUUAAGAAAUUUCUCCAGUGUUUCCUCCAAGUGAAGAUUUGUUGAAGCCAUGGCCAAAGUGUUCAAAAUCACAAAUCUGGAGAACCAAAUUUCGGUUGGCUCUGGAAAGUUGAUCGAUUGGUUACCCGAUAGUGGAAAAAUCUUAAGAAACUCUUGAAGAAAUCCCAAGCUAAUUCUCUGUGGGAAUAUCUGAUAGAAUCUCUACGUGAAUUCCUGAAGAUGUGCGAAGGAUUUCAUCGAUAGGAAUUCAUUCUAAGGAGAUACGUAGAAGAGUCUUUGGAUUAAUUCUUGAUGAUAUCAUUCAAGAAUUUUCCGUAAGAAUUAAAAAAAAAUCGGUAAAUCCUUAAUUAUCUUCAGAAUUACUGACAGGUUUUUUCAAAAAUUAAUCCAGAUUUUCCAUUGAAAAUUCUUUCGGCAAUUUUUGAAGGAACUUCCCCGAUCAUAAAGCCUGCGCACUUUAGAAUCGGUACACUUUCAACCGGCUGCCGCUCAAAAACGGUGUCACUUGGAAAAAAGUGUUGUUAGAAGCAAUUGAAGCUUAUCUAUUGUAGAUUGUAGGAAAAGUAUAAAAUUUGCUAUUUUUAUAUUUUUAGAUGAACUAUUGAUCUGAAUUCGUAAAUAGUGCCAUUUUUUUCUGCACACAUUGAGCAAAAACCAAUCAUUGUCAGAUUCAAGAUUUGUGUAGGAAUAUAUAAUUACCAAACCCACCAAUUACGCAGUAUAUAAUAGUUCUUGGUAUUAUGAUUGUUGAUUAAGGGAGGUAAAAUAUUCCAUGAGUGUUUUAAAAUUUCCAAUAUAGCUAUGGUAAGCCUUUGAAGGGUUUUAUGGAAAAUCAAAGACUUGCAUAGAUAUUUAAGGUCAAAAAGUUGUUUUCGCAUUAGCUUUAGUUCGGCAAAUACGCAUACGGGAAGGAUACUAUACGAAUAGUAUUAGUAUACAAGAAACCAAUGAUUUGAUGUAGAACAAUAUAAAUAAUCGUGGCUCGAAAGCUGUAUGGACUAUUGCUGACGAAAUUCAUUGGAUGUGUUUUGAUGGCGUGAAAUAUCUAACGAAAUUUUUAAUAAAACUGAAUCUACUCAAAAGUUUUUUAUUUGUGAUCAUAGAAUCACAUCUAUAGUUCCAUAAUCUAUAUGGUUUUCAGUGUUUUAUCCAUGAAAACUAUCUUAUUUUAGGCUUAUUAUGAGGAGUUAGCCUUAUGACUGUUAAUUUCCGACUACUGUGAGGGAAAACUGCUAAUAAUUCCAAAAAUAAUCCAGGUUUCGAUAUGAAUUAAGUUGGGCCACUUGAAUUGGGGAACUGUAGAUCCAAAAAAACGAUCUCAGGAAAUAUUUUUUCAUAAAAAAAUAGUGUGAGUAAAAUUAUGUUUUGAAUAUAGCGUGAAUGGCCAAUAAGGCUAUAAGUUUAUUAUGGUCUUGUGAACCAUAUUUGUCAAGAGUUUAAUGUCGUAACUUGUUUUGAGCAUAUGUUUGAUGAGUAUAAUUUUGUUUCUUGUGGAAAUAUCAGCCCGUAAGCUGUGAAAUUUGAAAAUAUUGACGAUCAUUGGUUUUGUGCAGAAUAAAAUGGCAUGAAUUUCACAAUCAGGUCAAAAUUUUAUCUUGAACAAAUAAAAACUGAUUUUUUCAUAUUUUUCCUACAAAACACAAUAAAUAAGCUUCAUUUGCUUCUUACAACAUUUUUUUCUAGGUUAACCCGUUUUUGAUCUGCAGCCGGUAGAAAGCGUACCGAUUCUAAAGUGCGCAGGCUUUAUCAUGUGGAAUUCAUUGAAGAAUUAACGGAGCUAUUCUUCAAGAAAUUGCCGAAGCGAUUCCAUAAAACCGCUUUAAUUCCUAAAUGUAACGCUGGAUUCCUGAAUUUCAAAAAGAAAAAGUUGCCGGAGGACUUUGUGCAGGUAUUGUCUGAAGAAUUUCCGAGAACAUUUAUUAAAAAAUUCUUAAAAAAAAACUCUUGAAAUAAUAACAAGAGACAAACCGAUCAACCGGUGAAAGAUUUUCGAUGUCGAUCAAUAUUGAUUUGUUUUGAAACGAUGGCGAUCGCUAUCAACAGAUGAAGAACUAUGAAGAAAAUCGGAAUCGGAAAAAAGGAAUUGCCAGAAGAACUUCCGAAGAAAUUGCAGAAGGAAUUCCCAAAAAUAGUUGACUGGGAAAAUUCUGCAAAAAAACAAACUGUCGAUCCUCAAGGAGCUUCCAUAACGUUCUGAAUUUAUUGUCUAAAAAAAUCCUAUAGAAAGUUCCGGUAAAAAGAAAGAAUUGAUGAUUCCUUAAGAAUUUUUCGGAAAUGUCCUGAAAAAUUAUUAAAAAGACCAUUUUGAAGAAGUUUCUAAAGCAAUUUUUGUUGACAUGCCGGAAGAAAUUAUGAGAAACUUGGUAGCGAAAUUCCUCAAGAAGUUUCCAGUGAUAGUCCUAAGGUCCUGAAUAAAUACUUGAGAAAUUCUUCUAAAAGUUUUCCGGAAGUAAAUCUAAAAUUUAAAAAAAAAUGGUAGGGAGUUUCUCCAGAAACUGAAAGACAUAUUUCUUGAUAACUUGAAAAUAUCCUAGGGAUAUUUCUAGAAGAAUUACCAGAAUAACUCCUCAAGAAGUUGCCACAGGAUUUCCUGAAUAAAUUGUCUAAGAAAUUUGGGAAUCACUUGGAAAAUUUCUAUCGAAAUCAAUAGCACAAUUUUAAGAAAAAAAUCUGAAAAAAUUCCAAGGAUUUUCCGAAGAACUAUUAAGAAGAAUUCCAUACGAAAUUAUCGAGAGAACCUCCAGAGUAAAUUAUCUUGGAUAUUUCUGAAUAAAUUGUCGCAGUAAACAAUGGAAAAAUGUCGAGAAAUUUCCUUUGGAAAUCGCAGGAGAAAUUUCAAAUUGAUUUGCUGAAGCAAAUCCUAAAGAGAUUUCAGAAAAAUUGUCAGAGGAAUUCGAUAGGAAAUUCUCGGCAGACUCUCACUUAAACUGCUUGCGGAAUUCCUAGAAAGCAUUUUCAAAAAUAUUUUUAAUAUUUUUACCGAAGGAUUACCUCAGAUUAUCGCCGGAUAAACUUUUUAAACAAUUUCCGGAGAAAUUAAAAAAAACGGAAAAAUUUGCAAAUGUAUUGCUAGAAGAAUGCCUGAAAAAAAAUACUAAAAACACGACCAGAAAAUCCAGAAGGAGUUACCAUAGGACUUUUUAAAAAGAAUUUGCCAGAGCAAUCUUUCUAUGAACUGCUGGAGAAAUUGCCGGAGAAAUUUAUGAUUAUAUUGCCGGAGCGAUUCCAAAAGAAAUCGCCGUUUGUUUUUCUCAAAAUCUUGUGUAAAGAUCUGUUGUGUAUUUUUGAAUUGGUUGUCGUGCUAUUGCUUCAGAAAUUUUUCCAAGAGAUCGUUCAGCAACUCCACCAAGUAAUUCUUAUUGAAUUCCUCCGAAGAUGGAAUGGGAAAUCCUUGAAGAUUUUUUCUAAAAUUUGCCGGAGCUCUGAGAUAAAUUGGUGGAGAAACCACGAAAAAAAAAACGUUUGGAGAAAUUCCUGUAGAAAUUAUUAAAGAUAAAUAAUUUAUGAAACUUUGGAAGAACUUCUGAAACUUCUAUAAGAAUCCUUGGUGAAAUGCCAGAAGUGAUGCAUGGUGUAAUUUCAAAAGGAGCCCAUAGGAAUGUUUUAUGGAAUACCUAAAGAAUUGCUUAGAGGGAUUGAAAAAAAAAGGGAGAUUGAAGAAAUCUCCUGACAGUAUGUUUGAAGACAGCCUAGAAGAAUCAUCGAAGGGUUUUCUUAAGGAAUUCUUGAAAGAACUCCGGAUACAAUCGUUGGAAGAAAUUUCUGAAUCUAAAUGGAAUCUGAAAGUAUUUUUAAAAAAAGAUCCUGAAUGAAUCACAGAAAAAAAAUCAAAACAAAUAAAGUUCGACAAAUAAAAAAAAACAAAUUUGAGAAAUUUCUAAUAAAUUUCUUGAAAAAAAAUCUUGGGAUAUAUUUAAACGAACUCUUUCAUAGAUGUCUAGCAACAUUCUGAAAGUAAUAAUUGUAGGAGCUACUGAGGUUUGAAAGGGAUUCUUGCGAAGGUUUCCAAAUGGAACCAACUUCUGAAGAAAUUCUUAAACAAAGAACUGCUGAUAUCCUUGUAGGAUCCUCCAGUUUUUUUUUUUUGAGAAAUUUAUUAAGAAACUUAUGUUUUUAUUCUUGGGGAAAUUAAUAGUCCAUAAUGAAAAAAAGCUUACAAGAAAUUCCAAUCCAAUAGCUUAGCAAUUAUUGUCACAAGUUCUGGGUGACGUGCUGAAGAAAUUCCUUAUCGAAAUCUUGGAGAAAUUUGUAAGAAAAUCCUUUGAGUACUUCGUUGGAAUGACAUCUAAAUUAAUACACACAGACAUCGCUGAAAAAAUGUUUACAGGAAUAACUCGAGAAAAACUUUACGAAAUCCUUACAGGAAUCUGUUAGAAUAUGUUUAAAUGGUUUCUGGAAAAAUAUCUGGAAAAAUCGCGAAAGGAAUUUUAGACAUUUUUUCAACAUAUGUUCUUCGAAAUUGACAAUACACUCGAAAAAACAUACAUAGACGAUAACUCGUACUUAGCCAACUUUGUCAGAUGUGAAGGACUGUGAUACUACAAAUCAGUAGCAUGAAUUACGCUUUCCGUAGAGCCAACGCUCCGUUUACCGUUAUUAAAAAAAAUAAAAAAAAAAUAAAAAAAAUAAAAUAAAAAAACUAAACUGAUUUGAACUCUAUCUCAAAUCUUGUGGUGACACCUUACUUGGUUCGUUUCUUUCCUACAGACAUCUGCAUAUCAUGCACAUGCAGAUGUCUGUAGGAAAGAAUAGAAUAGAAGAUUCACUGAACCUACAGGCAAUCAUAGGUCUAGUUGGUGUUGCUUUUAGUCAUAUUAAAAAAAUGGAAAAUGGCAAGGGAAUAGGAAUGUCUCGACUCAUCGCCACAUAACUCUGCUCCCACUUCUUUUGAUCUUAUCUUGUGGCUGCUAUCGGCUGAUAAUCUUCGCCCAACCAAUAAAAGUAGCUUAUUUGAAGCCUUUUUUAAGCUCUUAUACAGCAAAAUUGUUGAUCGUAGAAUGGUGUAAUUUCUCUUGACUGUCCCAUAAAUAAAUUGGAUGGAAGUGAAAACAAAUAUUUGUUUGGUGGAGCAAAAUGCGCACGAAAAGUCGUCAUUUAGGGCAUUACCGCUCUUCAAUCCGCAGCGCCAUUAUGCCAUAUCAACUCAGACAGUUUUCUUUUCUGCAUGAAGUCUCUUUCAUAAUGUAAGAUCUAAAGCUAAAUGCAUCCAUCUUAUGUAUGCCAAAGAGGCAAAUCGGGAAGAUCAAAAGCUCUUCUUUGUUUGGAACGCACUCUCUAUUUCUAUUCGGUACAUUGCUUCAAUAAUAUCGCUGGCCACAUUUUGCUGCUCGAUUAUCUUUGCGGUGGGAUAACAUCACGUCCAGCCUUUGGAAUCUCUUUUGGUUCCCAUAGGACACUCGUUUUACGCUGUUCAACAUUGUUCCUUCUAUUUGGGUUGCUGCUGUGACUGAUGAUUUGGUGACGGACGAUCCAAUCCGAUGACACCCACACUUUUUGUCGCCAAAUUCUGGCUUUAAUCUGAUCUGAUCUCUUAGCAAACUAUCUCUCCAAGCGCAGUUCAGUGGGUUCUUAAUACUAGUUUUAGCCCAUGGAAAUGAUUGACUACGAAAUGUUUCAAAGUUGCUCAAAUGAUUCCAAUGAGUCUCAAAGGCGGUUAAGAGAAGGCAUAUUCCAACUGCAUACGUCGAAUUGAUUUAUCUUUUUGAAAGGCCCAUACGUUCAAAAGCUUGACGGGGCCAAAAAACUAGUUUUUUUUUGUAAUAAAAUAACAGACGAAUUGGAAUCACAGUGAUGAGUAUGUUGAUCUUUGCGUUAGUUGAUUUAACUGAAUCUUUAAUUUUAAGUGGGAAGAGUUUUAAUGGGUCUUAUAUUAUAUUACUUGAUCAUGUUUUGAAAUCAUUGUUUCACUUGUUUUUUUGUCUUUUAAUCUUUACCUGUAUUUAUUACUUCUUUAUUGCUUGUAUGAUAAGCAACAAAAACACGUUCUUACAGUUUACUGCCGACCAUCGUGAGUGACACUCAUGACUGCGGGAGCCGUACUGGUAGCUACAAAUCCUCUUACAGUGGUAGAUCUACCGCGCCUUGGUCGCAGAUCGAUGUCUAUCGGAUCCUAUUACGCACACGUUGGAUAGUGUGUCGGAUUCUCUGUGAAUAAUCUGCUUGCUUCAAUGGGUAUUGCGAUUGAACCCCAUUUUCUUAAGUAAGUACUAGGGAGAGAAUCGACAAUACGGUUGCGGCUGCUUUCCUGCACUCGACUGAAAAAUUUGUGUGUUAUUGGAAAUUUAGCUGACAUUUCUUCUUCGCCCUCAAAAAAAAAAGAAAAAAAAAGCGUUAGUGAACAAAUCUGAAAUAUUAAUAAUUUUUGGAAUGUUCUAAGCUUAUUCAUCCCCAAAUGUAUUACAAAAGCUCCUUUGUGCAAUAGGAUAAUCACCUCUUAGAUUGUUUUUUUUUUUUCGGUAUUUUUGAGCCCAUAUCAGAAAAACUUCCUUUCUGAUAUUUACUUUUUGCGCUCUCAUUCCUAGUCGUGUAAAAUAGGCUUUGUGAUUUAAAAUGGUCGAGAGAGUCUUUCUUCAGUCAAUCAUCUCUUCAUAAAUUUAUUCGUGGGUUGCCUCCGAGUUCUCUCGAAAAUUUCUCAACGUUUAGGCCCUGAUUUCAUCAGGGAUUACUUUUUAAAUUCUUCUUGAAAUUUGUUUAAAAAAAUUCUUGGAAAUUUCUACAGGAAUCCUUUAUUAAUUUAAAAAAAAGUCUUCCAGAGACUUCUCAGAAAUUCGUAUAGAAAUUUCUUUCAGAAGUCCGCCAGAGAUUUGUUCAAAAAUAACUUUGCAAACGAGAUUCAAAAAUUCCUCCAAUGAUUCCAGUAACUCCAUCUCCAGGUAUUUCUUGGGUAACUCUUCCAGCGAUUCCUACAGAAAUCUGCCAGCGAAAUUUUAAGAACUUUCGCCACGAAUGCCCUUGGAAAUUUCUCUAAGAAUUCGUUCAGGGUUUCGUUAAGUUAAUUCAUAGUUUUUUUUAAGACUUAUCUUCAAAGUUUUCUAGAGAUUUUUCCUGAAAUUGAUUUAAGAACUCCUUUAUAAAGCUUUCCUUGGAAUCCUUCUGAAAUAACUCCAUGAAUUUCUUUGGAAAUUUCUCCAGGAAUUCCUUUUAGAGAGUCUUAUUCGAAAUCCCUUUUGAAGAUAUUUCAAAACAUCUUCGAUUGAUUCCUUAAGAAAUUUGUUUUAAAUCUAUUUUAAGAAUUUUCCUAGAGGAUUUUUUCUUGAAAUUUAUUUUCCAUAGAUUCUUUCAAGGACCUCCAUGGAUUCUUUUGGAAAUUCGUACGAGAAUUCGUUCCGGAAAUCAUCCACGGAUUUCUUAAAAAAACCCUAAGUCUAUUAUCUGUCAAGAAUGUGCUCUAAGAAUCCAUUUAAAGAAUUAGAAAUUCCUCUGGAGAUUCCUUCGCAAAUUCUUGAUGAGAUACCAUAAUAUUUUUUGCAAGAAUUUCAUGUUUUUUAUUCUUCAAAAUUGCUCCUUGGGUUCGUUCAGAAAUUACUCCAGCAAUUCGAUCUUAAAAUUCACCAAGGUUUUUUUUGAGAAACUCUUUCGGUGGUUUCUUCAGAAAUUCUUCCUAGGAUUUUCAAGAAAUUUUUCCAGCGAUUUUUUUCCAAACCUUCCUAAAUGAAAUUCCAAGAAAUUCCCUUUAAGAACUCUUUUUGGAUGAUUUCCAUGGAUUCCUUCUAAAAUUUCAUCAUGGUUUUUUAUAAUUACUAAAGAUUUUCCUGGAGAAGUUUCCGAGAAUUUUUUAAACACUUCUCAGGAAGAAUUUGAAUAGUAAUCCUUGAUUCAUCGUGGAUUACUUUUUAAAUUCUUCUUGAAACUCGUUUAAAAAAUCAUCGGAAAUUUCUCCAGGAUUUCUUUAUUUAAUUCUUUCUAAGAAACUUCUCCAGAAUUCUCCAGAGAUUUCUCAGAAAUUCGCACAGAAAUUUCUUAAAAAGUCCACCAGAGAUUUGUUGAAAAAUAACUUAACAAACUGUAAUGAAAAUUACUGCAUAAACCUUUCCGGAAAUUUCUUGAGGAAAUCAUCCAUAGAAUAUUGCAGGAAUUCCUCCAGAGAUUCUUGCAUAAUUACUUUCAGUGAUUCAUUGAAAAAAUCCUUCAGGGUUUCCUCCAUGUGUUUAUCCGGAUAUUUCACCGACAUUUUUUUUUUAGGGAUAACUCCAUGAAUUAAUCCACGAAUUCUUUUAUGAAUGUUUUCAUAAAUAUAUUUUCUUUGAUUUUCGUUAUGAAUUUUUUUAAGAACUUCUCAAAAGCGUUUUUGAGGGUUCUGAAAAGAAGUAAAUCUAGGUAUUUCUCCAAAAAUUCCUGCAGGAACUCUUUUAGAAAUGCGUAUGCAGAUUUCACCAGGAACACUUUCCGAAAAUCCUCUGUACCAAAAGAAUUCUUCAAAAAACUUUUUGGAAAAAAAAAUCUUCAAUGAUUUUUUCUAGGAAUUCCAUCCAUGGUUUCUCGUGAAGUUUCCCAAUAAAGUUCCUCCUGGGAUUCUUCUAGGGAUUUCCCUAAAUUUUUUUUCAGAUAUUCCUUCCUGCUCGAACUUGUUCAAAAAUAUUUCCAGAGAAAUUUUCAGAAUUUUAGGAAUUUCUUAAGACUUUUUCAAAAGUUUUUGUAUGGAGUUUUUAGAAAUAUAUCUUUCCUUCACAAAUUCUUCCAAGAAUCACAAAGAUUUUUCAGAAAUUGGUCCUGCGUUUCCGUCAGAAAUAUUUUCUGGGAUUCUAUCAGGGAUUCCUGCAAGAAUUGUUUCAGAUUUUCCUCCAGGAUUUUUUUUCGGUAAUUUUUCAAAAAUUGCCCAAAAAAUGAUGAAACAUUACUAGGAAGAAUCCCUGAAGGAUUCCACUAAAAGCUAUACCUUUAGAGCUUCUCAGAAACAGUUCUUGGCAAUUUUCUGAAGAUGUUUUGACAAAAAGUCCCAAAGAAAUUGAAAUUAGUUCUGGAUGAGUUUUUGAAGAUACCUUCAUGAUUCAAAGGAAAAAUGCAUGAGAAAUGUCUUAAGAGAUCCCUCAGUGAUUACUGAAGAUAUUUCUUUGAUAAAGUCUACAGAAAAUGCAGACAAAAGUACUUGUGGAAUUCCGAAAGAAACUUCCAAGGAAACUUUUGAGGAUUUUUUUAUUAUCUCUGGAGGAUUUUUCAAGAAUUUCUAAUAAAAUUUCUGUAGGGAUUAGUAGAAAAAACUUCAAAGUACUACCUGAAGAAAAUUAUGUAAGAAAUACGGAGCAGAAACAAACAAGAAAUCGUGAAGAAAUUCUUCAGAGAAACUAAAAGUGUAGAAUAAGAUUCAUGUUGAAAUACACAUUAUUAAAAGAAAAAAAAGAAAAAAAUAACCGCUGAAUAGAUUCUUCGAAACAAUACUAAGCAGAGCUGGAAAUAUUAACAGAAUUAUUUUUUUCCAUUCUAUUCUAAGAGUUUUUUUAAUGCCUUGAAAUAGGCUCCUAAAGGCCUAUCUCAAUUUCUGCAUAAUUCGAUCAAGCAUUGAUUAAAACGACAUGUUUACUAAUUUUUUAAGUUUUCCUAUUAGGUAAAGUCCAUAAAACAUAUUUUCAAAAUUUUGAACAACUUUUGCAACACUCCUUGGUUAGCACUCAAUUUUGGGUAAAUUUUGUUUACCGUGUAUGUCAAACAGGAAUAUUUGCUGUCAAAAGUGAGCCAAUGUGAUGUCUUUUGCAACCCGCCGUUUCACUUUCGUUACGUCAAGGUUGACCUGGAAUGUCAAACAAGACCUGAUCAUCAAUAUUUUAUUUUCGAGUUUAUUAACUAUUCUGUCAUUUUUUAAGUUUGGAAAAAUUACCAUUGAGAUCAGAAAAGCAUGCUCCUUCGUGUUAUGCAGCAAAACCGGGAAAAUAUUUUUCAUUUUAGGACCCUAUUGCUGAUGGAAUCUUUGGAGAAAUCCCUGAAGCAUUACCGAAAAAAACACUCUGAAAGAAUCCCUGAAGAAAUGUCCCAAUAAAUCCUAAGCAAUCUCUGAUACCUGGAGGAAUUUCUGGAGAAACCCUUGAACAAGUUUUAGAAGAAUUAAUUGAGAUUUUUUUUUAGAAUUGUCAAAAAAAUUACCGAGAGAAUCUCUGAUUAUUUGUAGCAACACUCGAACGAAUCGCUGAAGAAAUGCCAACCAUAAUUUUUAAAAGAGUUUUUAAAAAUUUCUUAAUUUCUAAUGGAAAACACUAGAGGAAUUUCUCAAAAAACAAAACCUCUCGAUCUCUAUUAAAAAAAAUCUUCAGCAAUUGCAUCGUUUGCAGAAAUUUUUUGAAAAAUUUCUAGAAAAACUCCGGGAGAAUUCCUAAAAAAAAACUCUUGAAUUAAAUUCCGAUAACAUGCCCACAAAAUUGUUUCAAGAAAAACAAUUAAAAAAAGAGAGAGGCGGAUAUGAACCAGCCUCGGGCUGAAAAUCUCCCUAAUAAAGCUAAUAAUAAUAACAAAAAAGAUCCUAAAGAAUGACUGAAGAAGCCCCCGGGCCAGGAGGAUUUCUAUUUGGGAAACUCGUGACAUUCAGAAUGAAUCUUUCGGAAAAUUUCUUCCAGAAACUUCUGAAGGACACCCAAUGCAAAUUUCUGGAAAAAACCCUCAAAGAAUCUCUGGAUAAUUCCUGGAGAAUUUUUCAAACACAUGGGUGAGAAUGCAUUCUAAAGGGAUACGUGAAGGAAUUUCUGAAACAAUUCUCGCUACUUUUUAUAAAAAUUCUGGAAAAAAAACAUUGAUAAUCCAUGAAAGAAUUCCUCAAGAAAUUUUUAUUGGUGUUCCUGGAGAUCAUCGAAGAGGUUGGUUGGUUGGUUGCCUACGAGUCUCCUCAGAAAUUUAUCAACGUUUAGGCCCGUUAUAUACAGGGGAUACUCAAAAUAACUGGGACAGGUAAAAUUUUCACUUUUCAAAAAAUGUUAAACUCGCUGUAACUUUUCGAAAAGGGCAUCAAAUGUUCUCAAAUUUUUACUGUAAGUUCAUCAACUAGUUGUGUGUCAGUGGUCAAAAUUUGGGAAAGAUCGAGCCAUUCUACACGAAGUUAUAAAGGUUCUAGAAAAAGGUAUAAUUAUCCGAUAGCCAACUUUGAGCUGUUAUAUCUCCGGAUUCAAUGAACCGAAUGCUAUGAAAUUUUGAUCCUUUAUGACUUAUAUAAUGAGCUAUUAAAAACUUUUGACUAAACUUAAAAUUCUUUUCACGAACGAAAAUUAUUACGAUUGGAUUAUUUUUCCAAUAUAACACCAAUUUAUCCAAAACUUCAUCAUCGUUUCAAAAUUAGAGAUAGUAAUUAUAGUUCAUUUAAAUUCCCUCUAAUUGACUUGAAUAUAUUUAUGUUUCAAAGAAAAACAACCAAAUAGCCGGCAUUAAAUUGAAAAAGUAAUGGGAUGCAUAUGAAAAAUAGAUAAAUUUACUAUAAAAACACUGAAUAAAUGAAAUCGCCUUAACUUUUUUUCUUAUUUAUAAUUUCAAAUUAAGUAAACUGUUUUUCAAAGUUCAUUAUAUAAGUCAUAAAUGAUCAAAAUUUCAUUGCAUUCGGUUCAUUGAAUCCGGAGAUAUGACAGCUCAAAGUUGGCUAUCGGAUAAUUAUACCUUUUCCUAGAAUCUUUAUAACUUCGUGUAGAAUGGCUCGAUCUCUUCCAAAUUUUGAGCACUGACACACAACUAGUUGAUGAACUUACAGUAAAAAUUUGAGAAUAUUUGAUGCCCUUUUCGAAAAGUUACAGCAAGUUGAACAUUUUAUGAAAAGUGAAAGUUUUACUUGUCCCAGUUAUUUUGAGUAUCCCCUGUAUCAAAGAAUCAUUAAAAAAUUUUCAGCAGAAGUUUUUUUUUCCAGUUUCAGGGUUUUUUUUUUCUUAAUUUCUAAUGGAAAACCUUAGAGGAAUUUCUCAAAAAAAAAAAAAAAAAACUCUGGAUCUCUAUAAAAAAAAAUCUCCAACAAUUGCAUCGUUUGAAGAAAAUGUUGGAGAAAUUUCUAGAAGAAUUCCGGGAAAAUUCCCGAAAAAAAAACUUUUGAGAAAUGCCCUCAAAAAUGUUUCAAGAAAUACAUGCACGAACUUUCUUAGCAAUCGCUGAAGGGAUUUCCAAAACAAAGGCGAAUGAACCAGAAAGUAUAAAAACUUAAAAAAUAAAAAUAAAAAAUAAAACAUCCUAAAGAAUGACUGAAGAAACCCCAGGGUCUGAAGGAUUUCUUUUUGGGAAACUCGUAGACUAGUUCCAGAAUGAAUCUUUUGAUUUUUUUUUCAGAAACUCCUCAAGGACACCCAAUGGAAACUUCUGGAAAAGUUCCUCAAACAAUUUUUGGAGAAUUCCUGGAGAAAUUUUAAAAUACAUGGGCGAGAAUGCAUUCUAAAGGGGUACGUGAAGGAGUUUCUGAAGCAAUUCUAGCUUCUUUUUAUAAAAAUUCUGGAAAAAACAAUUCCGCAAGAAAUCUUUAGUGGUGUUCCCGGAGAUCAUCGAAGAGGUUGGUUGGCUGGUUGCCUACGAGUCUCCUCAGAAACUUCUCAACGUUUAGGCCCGUUAUAUAUCCAAGAUUUAUUAGAAAAUUUUCAGCAGAAGUUUUUUUUUCAGUUUCAGGAAUUUUUUCUUAAUUUCUAAUGGAAAACCCUAGAUGAAUUUCUCAAAAAAAAAAACUCUCGAUCUUUAUAAAAAAAUCUGCAACAAUUGCAUCGUUUGAAGAAAUAUUUUGAGAAAUUUCUAGAAAAACUCCGGGAGAAUUCCCGAAAAGCAAAAAUCUUGAAUAAAAUUCUGAUAUUCUUUCGGGAGAAAUGCCCUCUGAAAUGUUUCAAGAAAUACAUGCACGAACUUUCUUAGCAAUCCCUGAAGGGAUUUCCAAAACAGAGGCGAAUGAACCAGAAAGUUUGAAACCUCCUUAAAAAUAAAAAAAUAAAAAAAAAAGAUCUCAAAGAAUCACUGAAGAAACCCCAGGGCCAGGAGGAUUUCUUUUUGGGAAACUCGUGGACUAGUUUCAGAAUGAAUCUUUCGGAAAAUUUCUUCCAGAAACUCCUGAAGGACACCCAGUGAAUAUUUCUGGAAAAGAUCCUCAAAGAAUUUUUUUAAGAAUUCCUGGAGAAAUUUUGAAAUACGUGGGUGAGAAUGCAUUCUAAAGGGAUACGUGAAGGAAUUUCUGAAACAAUUCUCGCUUCUUUUCAUAAAAAUUCUGGAAAAAAACAUUGAUAAUCCAUUGAUAAAGAAUUCCUCAACAAAUCUUUAAUGAUGUUCCUGGAGAUCAUCGAGGAAUAAAAGGAAUACAUUAUUAAAGAAUUCUCAAGGUAAUCUUUAGAGGAAUUCUUACUAAACUCAUUGUGGCCCGUAAAGUGGCAGGAUAGUUCGAAAAUAUAGUCCAAAAAGGUUCUGAAGUUCAGGAUUAUCAAAUUCUACAGAAUCUACCUCAAUCGUCAUUCAAUCUACGUUUGCGGUUACUGUCCGCUGAUAUCCAUGGGACUCCGAAAUGCAACGAGAAGUCUUUUGUGAGGUCGUACGACAUUGUAAGGUUUACAAAAUGUUCUGGAGUUCAGGACUUUCAAGUUCUACAACAUCUAGAUCAAUUGUCAUUCAAUCUACGUUUGCUGCUAUUGCCCAUUGAUAUCCAUGGGUCUCUGAAAUGCAACGAGACGUUUUUUGUAAGGUUUACAAAAUGUUCUGAAGCUCAGCACUUUCAAAUUAUACAGAAUCUACCUCAAUUGCCAUUCAAUCUACGUUUGUGGCUACUGCCCGCUGAUAUCCAUGGUGCUCUGAAAUGCAACGAGACAUCUUUGUAAGGUUUACAAUAUGUUCUGGAGUUCGGGACUUUCAAGUUCUACAGAAUCUACCUCAAUUGUCAUACAAUCUAAGUUUGCGAUUACUGUCCGCUGAUAUCCAUGGGACUCCGAAAUGCAACGAGAAAUCUUUUCUGAGGUCGUUCGACAUUGUUAGGUUUACAAAAUGUGUUGGAGUUCAGGACUUUCAAGUUCUACCGAAUCUAUCGCAACUGUCAUUCAAACCACGUUCGCAAUUACUGUCCGCUAAUAUCCAUGGUGCUCCGCAAUGCAACAAGAAGUCCCUUUUGAAGUGUAAAUCCUGCAAGAAUGCCCCUUCCACGAUAAUUUGAAAAAUAGUAAUGAAAAAAGUGAAAAACUUUUUCAUGGAGGUGUUUCUAGGAAUAAUUCAUAAUUAGACGCAAUAUUGAGGCCAUUUUCAUGGGGGCGUGCCAGUAUAGGGACGCUGAAAUUUGGAAACCUUGAGUGAUCAGUUUUUAUUGUAUGCCAUGACAGUACUGAUCAGCGUGUCUCGUCCAGCUGAUCACGAUGCCUAGGAAAAUAGUCGUAAUAAACCGGUGCACUUUCAUCUAACUAACAAGCUAAGAUUGGUUCUACACUAGAACUGAACUGAUCACUCUGCCCAGCUGUUCCUAUUUAUCCACCUUGAUGAAAUGCAAUUGCCGGUUGGCUUCCUGGUACGGCAUCUGGCGAUGAAAGAUGUUUAGACUUGUUGAUAAAAGGCGUCGAAUGGUGUCUUCUCAAGAAAACGUCCUUCAAAAUAUCGUACCGUUGCGAAAAACUCAGGCCAAUUGCUCCUAUAUGGUACGAUAGCGUGAGGUUACUGGAGUAACUCAGAUAAAAUAUUAUUGAAGCGGUCAAGUGAAACUUCUGAGGUGAAAAAUCAAAACUUAAGAGCUGGUUACUUGCAUUAGAAGUAUCCUAGCUUUCUUAGGGGAUUAGGCUGUCCCUAGAAAGUCGAUGUUAGAAAACUUAAGGUGUUAAACCCUAAAAUGAAAGAUAUGCAAAUUUGAAGCAUUUUUGUAGAACAUUUCGAUUUUCUAAAAAAAAAAUAUUUAGACGUUUCGCCAGGGUUAUUUUUGAAAAAAAAUUACCCUUUUCAUAAAGUUUCUCAAAAAAAAAUUUCAUAAUAUUUUUUCAAUUUCUGAUUUUUUUCUUUUUUUUUCUAUGGACCUCUAGGCAUUCUUAAAGGGUAUUGGUUGUUCAAUUGUUGUGUUUAUAUUGACAGCAUGUUUCAUAAACCAAUACUCUUCAAGAAAAUCUGGAGGUCCAUUGAACAAAAAUAUAGAAAAAUAGUCAGAAAUUGAAAAAAAAUACGAAAAUAUGGGUUUUAAGAAAAAUUUCUUAAAAAGGGUCAUUUUUAAAAAAUUCCCCCUUUCGAAACUUCUAAAUCUCUUUUUGCAUAUCUUUCAUUUUAAAGUUGAGCACCUUUUUUAUUUUUUUCUUUUUUUUUCUAUUUUUUUAAUUUUUUCAUAUUUUAUUUUUGUACCAUUUUGACUUUUCGGACACCGAUUUUUGUUUUGAGACAACCUACAGAAGAUCGAAUUCCACCUUGGUUGAGCAGUCACUUCCCCAAGAUGAGUUUUUUCUCAGCGAAACACACUCACGACGUGAUCAACCUACGACUGCGUGGUGCUGUAGGGCCCUAACUUCAUCCGGUUGUUUCUUUUGCGUAUGCUCUUUUCGUCUGUCUAUACAGGGUGGCAGUCUCUCGUCUUAAUUUAUUGACUUAACCUGCUUAUCUACUGUUGCGUGAAAAGAGGCAGAUAAUUGACGUCUGUUCUAUGUGUUUAAAUUGAAAAUUUAAUACUAUCUCUUCACAUUAAUGGUUAUGAACAGGCACUGGCUAAGUGAGAGGAUCUUUUCAAACAUUUUUAUGAGUACCAACUACUGUAAUUCCUAUUAAAAUCUUCCAAGUGACAGUAUUUACCAGGUUCAAUUAUCACAUUUUCAGUAGAAGUUCUUUCUAAGAAAAUAUAAGGAGUAGGUGGAUUGGUCAACCGGUUUCACCUUCAAGCCUAGCGCAGAUGCAUUUUUCGAAUUGAUCGGUAAAAUUAUGCGGAAGUAAGUCCACCUUGGCACGACACAUAAAUUUAAGUCUUUUAUAAUCUGGAAUGUCUCCCAUCGAUGCAGCAUCAACGGGCCAAUUGAAAUCGUCUUAACUUUUCUUAACCGAGAAAGAUUUUAUGCCGCCAAAUGUGACGAUGAGAAUUAUUUUGAAAAUCUGUGAACUUUCAACCAAAAUUGUCGCACUCUCACUUACAUUACCGAAAUUCUCUUCAUUUUGAAUAUUUUUCUUUGACUGCCAAAGCCAGUUGCCAGUUGCUUUUCAUAUUUUUAUGGUCGAUCAGAACUGAAAGAGGAGUGAGGGUGGUUCCUACAUUAGAAGUCCUAGCUUUCCUAGAGGAUUAAGUUGUCCCAAAAAAAAAUCAAAAAAUGAAAGAUGCGCAAAUUUGAAGCAUUUUUGUAGAUCAUUUCAAUUUUCCAAAAACAAAUUUUCAGAGGUUCCGCCGGGGCGAGUAUUGAAAAAUGACCCUUUUUAUGAAAUUUCUCAAAAAAAAAUGACAUUUUCAUAAUACUUUUUCGAUAUCUGACUUUUUCUCUAUUUUUCCAUGAACCUCUAGGCAUUCUUGAAGAGUAUUGGUUGUUGAAAUCUUGUGUUUAUAUUGACGGCAUAUUUCAAAAAUCAAUACUCUUCAAGAAAGUUUAGAGGUCCAUUGAAAAAAAAUAUAUAAAAAAAGUCAAAAGUUGAAAAAAAUAUUACGAAAAAUCAAAGAUGAGAAAUUUAUUAAUAAGUUCAUUGUUUUUUUUAAUUGCCCUGGUGGAACCUCUUAUUAUUUUUUUUGCAUAUCUUUCAUUUUAGGGUUAAGCACCUUUCUUUUAUUUUUUUUUCAUUUUUUUUAAAUUUUUUAUUUAUUUUUAUUUUUUCUUUAUUUUUUAUUUUUUUAUUUUUUUAGCAUCUUGACUUUUUGAAUACCGAUUUUUAUUUUGGGACAUCCUAUAAUAGAGGAUCAAAUUCCACUUUGGUAGAUGAGUUCCUUCCCGAAGAUUCUUUCUCAGGGAAACGUACUCACGUGAUAAACCUACGGCUACGGGGUGCAGUAGAGCUCUAACCUUAUGGGUUGUUACUGUGGCGUAUGCUUUUGUCGUCUGUCUAUACAGGGCGACAGUCUCUCGUCUGGACUUAUUAACUAAACCUGCUUAUCUAUUGUUGUGUUAAAAGAGGUAGAUAUUUAACGUCUGCUCUGUUUUUUUUUUUAAUGUUUGUUCACCGCUUUUCUCGGUGAAGUCAUUCUAUGUGUAUGUUCUAUGUGAUCAAAUUGAAAUUUAAAUUCUAUCUCUUCGCAUUAAUGGUUGCGAACACACUGAUUAAGUAAGACGAUCUCUUCAAACAUUUGUAUAAGUACCAUCUUCUGUAAUUACUAUUCAAAUCUGCUAGGUAAUAGCAUUUACCACGUUCAAUUAUCACAUUUUCAGUAGAAGUUCUAUUCAAGAAAAUAUACGGUUUAGGUGAAUUUGUCAACCGGUUCACCUUCAAGCCUAAAGCAGAUGCAUUUUUCGAAUUGAUCGGUAAAAUUAUGUGGCAGUAUGUCUACCUUGGCACGACACAUAAAAUUAAGUCUUUUAUAAUCUGGAAUGUCUCCUAUCGAUGCAGCAUCAGCGGGCCAACUGAAAUCGUCUUAACCGAGAUGGAUUUUAUGCCGCCAAGUGUAACGAUGAGAAGAAUUUUGAAAAAAUCUGUCAAAAUUCAACCAAAAUUGUCGCACUUUCACUUACAGCACCGAAAUUCUCUUCAUUCUGGGUGCUUUUUUUUCUUUGACUGUCAAAGCCAGUUGCCAGUCGCUUUUUUUUUGUUUAUGCUGAACCAGAUCUGAGAGAGGUGUUAGGGUGGUGCACUAAUAACACAUUAGUGCCACUCGUUUCGGUAAAUUCUUACUGAAACAAUUUGUCUGAAUCUAGUCUUAUCUGAAGUAUACGUGUAAUUCGUACCUACAGUUUACUUUAAUGUAAUGUAAAGAGUUCUGGUCUAAUCUGAAACUGACCUAAUCCACAAACAAGCUCCACCCCAAACUGGGGUGCUGCGAAUCUGGUGAAGUCGUAAGCCAAUAUGAUUCAGAACAUUGUCUUUCGAAACGCGAUAUUUAACCUCGCACUAACUCUUAACUUCUUUUCUCCCAAAAACGGUUUUCAACUGAUUGAUGUUCUUUGGGAUAUGCGUCAGUUUUGUUUCAGCUGGUAGUCCUUUCCAUGUUCAAUUAUCACAUAUUCAGUAGAAAUUCUUGAACGAAAAAGCUGAGUUCAGAACAUGAGCCCACAUAGGAUUUAUGUGGAUUGAUUUAACCGAUCUGCCAGUAAAACUUCUCAUAUGAUCUGCAAAAUUAUGUGGAAGUAUGUCCACCUCGAAGCGUUUAGGAAACAAACGUGCAAUCAACGCACGUUUGCGGCAGCAUCAGAUCAAACAAUCACAAUACUUGCCACAGUUUUACUUACAUUAUCGAAAUGAUCAUAGUCUUGAUGUUUUAGGAACGUUUCUUCUUUCAACCACUCUGUUGGAUCAUUGAUCCGCUGGAAGCACUCAAUCUUCUACUACCAUGGCAGUGCCAACCGCUGUCUAUCUGUUUAUUUAUAGUGAAGCAGGAGUACUGAGUGGCAUUAGGCUGCACUACUCCUGUCACACAAAUGUGGGCAAUUUCAUCGUUGCUGUUGAAAUCCACUUUAUCUCCCUAAAAACUUUUUGACUGCCAUACUAAACUCUCAUUAUCACUAAUCUUGUUCUUGUUUUGUAAGAAUUUCGUGACAAAAACAUGUGGAAUUUAACUUUACUUACAAAGCAUCGGCGAACGCCACGCCCUAUCUGAAACCGUUCUUAUCUGCAGUUGGUCUAAAUCGAAUUAUACGUAAAUGGAAACAAUUUGUCUAAAUGUGCCUUGUGCAUCUUACGUAACUUACUGGAACAAUUCGUUCUCAAUUGACUUACUUCGCUAAAGCUCCACUACUCAAUGAUGGGCCAGUAUCACACCACACUACUCAUAACCACGUCAUGUCACUGUGACUGACGCUUAGCUAGGGGAAGGACAUGCAAGGGGAAUGCCACUUGCUCUCGUUCACGUCCCAUAAGUCUAAUUUGAAACUCAUCAAAUGCUUAAUUGCAGUACACUUUUUCUAGUUCGAUAUUCUUUGAUACGUUUCAAGUUCGAUUCAUAGCGGGUGGACUGCCAAUCUGACUCCAUGUAUCGUAUGAUAUUUCCAAUACUAUUCUGGUCUAAUCGUGAACUGAUUUAAUCUUGUAUGUUAGUAUUUAAGGCACGCGAGAAACACAAAAUCAAACUAACGGCAAUCUUAAAUGUUACGAAAAAUAAUAGACAGUGUAGGUGUUAUUUCAUGUUCUGUUUUCUGUACUAAUCUGUAACAACAAACAAUGUGAAUUCUGUUUAAGUUUACCCUUGAGAAAAAAAAAACACGCAAAAUAAACUAGACCGAAACUUCGGACAAUAUCAAACCA